Messenger RNA from Symsagittifera roscoffensis, 2265 nucleotides. RefSeq names its product sodium-dependent glucose transporter 1A-like. The record is from RefSeq and is a predicted model, not a curated record. The transcript has 5 exons. The coding region runs from base 558 to 2141 and encodes 527 amino acids. NCBI's taxonomy places the organism in Eukaryota, Metazoa, Xenacoelomorpha, Acoela, Convolutidae.
UGUUACUGUAUCUAAAGUUGAAACUGCCGAUCUAUGCUGGCGUAUAUUUGUGAUCAACAUAUGGUACACUAUAUGUAUCUUUGUGGCAUGUUUUUUUUGUUUUAUAUUGAAUAAAAAAUCUUAUCGAAAAGUAUUUCCUUAUUUAAUAUUGCAUCAAAAUCCCUAUUUAAUGGUUUUCCAUGUUGUGUGAAAAUUGAUAUUGUUAUCGGAUUUUUAUUAGUGUGUCAAAACUUGUAAAUAAAAUGGUACAAACAACAGUGAAAAUAAUUGUAUUGAAUGUAAUUUGUACUUUCAAUGAUUUCGUUAAUAUAGUUUACUUACUAAAAAUAGUUCCAAGGACCCCCAAUUUUUAAUUAUUACAAACAUGAACAUUGUUUGAUCAUAUACAAUGCCCUGAACCUCCUUUUAGAAAUCAUUUGCCUUAUUUAUUCAAAUUGAGUAAUUAAUUAACCUCAAAAUUUUGGAACAGCUGGUUUGUUUUUAAUAGCUCCGCGUAAGCUAUAAUUUUCAGCCAGCCUUGAUUGCUGGAGAUUUACUUUCCCAAACACGAGGCCACUAUGACCUCGGAUGAAGAUACCAAAAUCCUCGGAGAUACUUUGGGUGAUUCUCCCCACAGAUACAGUGCAAUUGAGUCUAAUGAUGACAUCAGUUCAACAAUUGGGGAGAGAAGCGAGAAAACUUUUGGAGCAGAAGACGAAAAUGGACUUGACCUGGAGUCGAAAUCCAUUCCAGUGGUUGAGAAGUACAGCAAAACUGUGGCGUUGUGCUUCGUUAUGUUUGGAAUGGGUACGAUGCAUGCCAUCAUUGGUCCCACCCUGCUGGACCUAGCCUACGGACUGUCUGUGAGUCUGUCCCAGGUGUCUCUUCUCUUCGUCGGACAGGCAUCCGGAUUCAUCGUAGGGGUCAUUGGGGGAGGUCUUCUGUGUGAUUUGGUGGACCACUGGCUGCUGAUGUGUUGUAUGGCCAGUGGGGCCGCCCUGCUGACUGUGUGUGUCCCUCUAUGGCCCUCUCUCUUCCUUUUAGUGUCCACUUCUGUACUCAGAGGAGCUUGCAUGAGGUCACUGGAGCUGGUUGUGAACAUAGUUCUGUUGGAUCUGUGGGACAAGGACAGCAGUUCCCCCAUGCAACAACUGCACUUCACAGUUGCUGUGGGCUGUGGCCUGGCACCCCUACUUACCAAGCCAUUCUCCGGAACUCAAGUUAGCUCCGAUGACUCAAGCCUUUCAGUCGCCCUCCGCCAAAUAGCUUCAACCUUCUCAGAUGCCAAUUACAGCUCCUCGACAACCUCAUAUCUUAGUGAACCCACAACAACCUUGGAUCAGGUAUCGUCGGCACCAUUAAAGCCCAAAAUGUACAGCGUCUUGGGAAACGAGACGUCACAUAUUGAUCUAGAACAUUCUCGGGUAGAAUGGGUCUACUUAAUUGUUGGGGUUCUAAACCUGACCGUUGGUGUUUACCUGUUUAUUAUUUACUGCUGCUUCCCUUAUCGAAAAUCAAAAUCACAACACGAGUCAACUGUUUUCAAACAAACCACAGAAGAGGAAAAGUUGCGCGAGUUUAACUUCCGAAUUCGGUUUAUACCAGUAGGAAUCGUUCUUCUGGCACUUUACUUUGGCGUUCUUCUGGCUUAUGAUGGUUAUCUGGUUACAUUUGCUGUGGUGUCGGAUCUGAAAAUGAGCAUAAGUGAGGCGACAACUCUUUCGGCAACAUUUUGGCUCACCUUUGCUCUCGGGAGGUUCUUGGCAAUCUUCUAUUCUAUGUACCUUUCCGAUUACACCAUAAUGCAUAUCGAUGUAAUAUGUCUCGUGUUUUCAUCGAUUCCUCUAUCAACGUCUCUUGCUGCAAAUACGACUGCCUUUUACAUUUGCUCAAUGAUAUUCGCGCUUAGCUUCGCGUCGCUCGGACCAGCGGCGUUGUCGUACACGAGUCGUUACCUCACCAUAAAUGGAAAGAUAGGUGCAAUUUACAUGGUUGGUGGUUCGAGUGGCGAGAUAGUCUUGCCGUUUGUAAUUGCGUAUAUGAUGGAUAAUUUUGACCCCAUGUGGUUGAUGUAUAUAGUAACUGCUUGUACUCUAACCCUGUAUCCGCUGGCUACUUACAAGUUCUAUCUGGCUGGUAUUCACGGAGAACGAAGAGAUUGAUCAAGGCCAUUUAGAUUGCAACCAAAUUAGAGUGAAUUGAGGACAAUAUGGGUGUAAUUGUGAAUGAACUUCGAUUUAAUUUUUUUGAAAACGGGGCGAAAAUUAUGUAAACUUGGUUGUUUGA